UCGUUUGGUAGCAUUGUAAUUAAAUCCGCAGUCAAUGGUCUUUCUCUGGCACUUUUAAGCACUGUUUUGAGAGGUAUGGAUAUCAAUGACAGCAAGAGGAAAAAAUUUGGCCGGAAAACCUACGCAUUCCUUGUGAUAUUUAUGGGGCUAGCUGUGGCCCAAUGGAUUCUGGUCUGCUUGGUGGAAAGUAGUCGUAAGAUAUUCCGCGACUUUGAGAUAAUUUGCUCGGCUACCUUUGCUCUAGCUGGCAUAUUUUUCACCAUUUUCGUUUUUAACGAAGGUGUUCGCAACCACAGGAUUUACAGAUGGCUUGUAGCCCUUAUCAUAGUGGAGCUGGAGAUAUUUUCGAUGUACGUCCUAGUAGCUCGAACCUGGAUUCCAGAUAUGCUCGCCUAUUUCUUUUUCUGCACGCUCCUGUUGGUCGUAGCGCUGGUCGUUGGAUGUCAUCUCUCAUUUUCGAUGGAUAUAACUCGCUACAUAGCUCCGCUGUUUAUCUUGAGCUUUAUAUUGGCAAUGAUGUCGUCUUAUUUUCUGUUGGCCCAUUUAUUUUUACCAAGCCUGAAGCCCUAUGCGUAUCUCAUCUUUGAGCUUGGCCUAACAUUUAUAAUGACAUCGAUUAUCAUGCUGCAUGCUCAAACAAUCAAUGGAGAUCGGUAUGUCCAGAUGAGGGUGAAGGAUUUCAUCCUGGCCGCUUUGCUGGUCUUCCACGAAUUUCUGCUCAUCUACGCACUCACGUUCUACUGGCAGAUUCAUUAUAGCUACUUCACAUCAGCUGACUAUUUCUGGAUGUCGACUAGUACCCCAAAUAUACAGGGAACAACACCAGAAAAUAUUAAUUAUGAUGACUACGACAGUAAAGCUUCUGACGAUGACUGGUCGGCUAGAAAUGAAUCCAGUUUUGAUUGGUACACAGACAUUUGGGAACCCACAAAUGAGCUGAAAUUAAAAGCGUGAACCUA
Messenger RNA from Drosophila erecta, 959 nucleotides. RefSeq lists its product as uncharacterized. The transcript is spliced from 6 exons. Lineage: Eukaryota; Metazoa; Arthropoda; Insecta; Diptera; Drosophilidae. The record is from RefSeq and is a predicted model, not a curated record. Bases 76 to 954 code for a protein of 292 amino acids.